Messenger RNA from Aedes albopictus (Asian tiger mosquito), 2487 nucleotides. It is a transcript of the gene S6KL, whose product is annotated as serine/threonine-protein kinase S6KL. Lineage: Eukaryota; Metazoa; Arthropoda; Insecta; Diptera; Culicidae. Gene Ontology annotation, biological process: peptidyl-serine phosphorylation. The record is from RefSeq and is a predicted model, not a curated record. The transcript has 9 exons. Gene Ontology annotation, molecular function: ATP binding; protein serine/threonine kinase activity. The coding region runs from base 263 to 1663 and encodes 466 amino acids.
CUGUCAUCGGAAGCAAAAUUUUCAAACAGAGAAAACUAUAAACAAGAAAAAAUAUUGAAUUUCAUAUAAAUUCAAUUUAUCCAGGGAAUUUUGCAUAUUAAUCAAGAUGUUUAGUUAUGAAAAAUAGUGCAAUAGUGUGCUGAACAUUAGUUAGGUAUUAUUUAGUCGUGAAACUGCACAGGAGUUCACCAUUUCUGCCCAUUUAGCUAGCCUCGCCAGAAGAGCUUGGAAGCAGCAGUAGCGCCUUUGUUGGCUUUUUUUUAUGGGAAACACCAGCAGCAACAACAGCAGAAGGGCAACUAUUAAUCAUCCAGAAACAAGGAACUCUAGUGCAAAAUCAUCUUUAUUGCCGCUGCCGCCGUCGUCGUCAUUGUCAGUUUUAGAAGCAUCUCCUUUGUUGGAAGUUGGCGAAGGAGCAACAGGACACAGUUCCCACCGAAGCCAGGCACUAAAACGCGCAGUCAGCUUAGAUGGGUUCUCCAGCCGUUUGAAUGACAGUUUUCGUAGAUUCUACCGCUCGCUUUCCUGUACAUCUCUGAGCGGCUCUGGGCCACAGAAAAGACAAAGCUCCAAUCAAUCCAGCCGACGACCGUGGAGUCGAGUUUCGCGAAGAAGGUGGAAUGAGGCGGCAUUAGCAGACGAUCGCCUACGGACGAGGACUUGUUGGCCAGUCACGCAUGCGGAAUCGCUUUUUCUGCCGCAGUUUCCGGUAGAUAGCCAUGCCGAACGGCGCUACGUCGUCGUAGAAUACAUAGCUAACGGAGCCUUUGGAAAGGUGCACAGAGUGCGAAAAGCUAACGGCGAUGCUGGUCAGGAUUUUGCCUUGAAGGUUUUGAGCAAAUCAGAGAUUAUCAACGGAAACGCCAUACGCCAGCUUAAAGACGAGGUUGAUAUUCAAACCAUCUGCGGCCAUCAUCCAUUUCUAGCCAAAUGUGUCGAAUAUUGGCAGUCUAAGAAAAAAGUGUUCCUAUUAUCUAACUACUACCCAAACGGAGAGCUCUUCCAAAAGUUCAAAAGCUUUCCCUUUGAACUUGUGCGAUUGUAUAUAGCCGAAAUCGCACUUGCACUCGAUUUUCUCCACCAAGCCGGAGUUAUAUACCGUGACUUGAAGCCGGAGAAUGUUCUGCUCGAUCAGGACUACCACGUGCGACUGAUCGACUUUGGACUGAGCAAGUGGCUGAGCAUCGGUAGCCGGACGCGCACCCUAUGCGGAACUCUGCAGUACAUGGCUCCGGAAAUUCUGGAGAACGAUCCGUAUGGCCAUGCUGUUGAUUGGUGGGCACUGGGAGUGCUCGCGUGUCAAAUGUAUACUGGUGAGUACCCGCAACUUGACGUGUCGAAAUAUCUCAACAAAUCCGAAGACAUCGACAAGCUCAUAGAACGUGCCAAAGUUCGCAAAUCAACCUCUGCAUCGAACAAUCUGCUUCCGGACUCAGUCAAUGAUCUUCCUGCGGACGCGCGAGAUCUUCUCAAGCGAUUGUUGGAAACGAAGCCCCAGUACCGACUGCGUUCGUUGCUUCAACUUCAGCGUAUUGCCCUGUACAAGAAUUACAACUGGGAAGACGUGCGGCAGAAGAAGAUUUCUCCUAGGCAGAUGAUGGAUGCUGAGGCGGUCGCGCUGGGUCUGGAGGCUGACAAAUCAUUCGAUUUGUUCGAUUGGUAAUUAUUGGCAUCUCGUGUGUUGUGAGUGAAUCAACGAAAAACAGUGGUGUGCUGGUCUUGGUACUUGUUUCGCCGGCAAAGCAGCUUGAGCGUAUAAUUGCUGCAACUGGAGAGCAGCACUGCAAGCCGCGCAUUUCUAAGCACUCAAUCGUUCAGUAUAUGGCAUGAAUGUGUAUAAACAGAUUAAAUGGCAUAGUUUUGACUUUUUUGUGCUGGAAAACAAUGUAAACGACAAUCGUGGAAUGGGAGGGACGAAGAACGAAGUGAAUCUCCACGUUGAGCGCGAGAUUUCUUUCAGCGUUCGAAGUAGUGCCAUUAUUUAUUAAUAAGUGCUCAACCUUCACAGUUUUGUGGAAGAGCUCUACAAGAGUGCCUUUAAAAGUUUGAUGGAAAUGAUAAUUGUUAACCUACAGUUAAUUGACGGAGAAAACCAUCGAGCGAAAAUUUUAUAAACUUUUAACUGAAUGCUUGCUGGUGACAAUGAUGAUGACGAUUACGACGACGGCAAAGACGACAUCAACAGAUAUCGAUAAUUUGAAUAAGUUCUAGGAUAUGUGCAAACUUUUGCCCCUCAAUUCAUCCCAUUUUCAAAAUUUAGACGAUUAAGGUAUCGAUUCUUUCUGUUUCUUUUUUUGUAAUCAUGUGGGGCCACUUCUACACAACAUACAACAAGAUGAAACAAAAUAAAUAGCGCCUAAUACCUUUGAUUUAAGUAGAAGGGAAACGGGAACACAGUGCCAUAGAUGGGUAUGGUUCCCUUAUGUAAUGUCACAGACAAUCCGUCCAUUAUGCCGCUAACUGUGAAUAAAUAAUCUAAUAAAUGUA